Messenger RNA from Antechinus flavipes (yellow-footed antechinus), 1902 nucleotides. RefSeq names its product hexosaminidase subunit alpha (gene HEXA). The transcript is spliced from 14 exons. Gene Ontology annotation, cellular component: membrane. The record is from RefSeq and is a predicted model, not a curated record. Bases 97 to 1731 code for a protein of 544 amino acids. Gene Ontology annotation, molecular function: beta-N-acetylhexosaminidase activity. Gene Ontology annotation, biological process: ganglioside catabolic process; carbohydrate metabolic process; glycosaminoglycan metabolic process. Lineage: Eukaryota; Metazoa; Chordata; Mammalia; Dasyuromorphia; Dasyuridae.
UCAUGUGACUCUCCCAGCUCCUGGCGGGUGACUGAAAGGCAGAGCGGCUGCGGCGUCUCCCGUACUCUGUCUCUCCCAGAGGGCUCCUGCUCCGCGAUGGCCGGGCCGGGGCAAGUGGGCGCCCUGCCGCCGCUGCUGCUGCUGCUUCCGCUGCUGGCUGUCCGGACGCUGGCCACGCAGUCGGAGGCCUACGUCUGGCCGUGGCCGCAGAAGAUCUCCGUGUCCCCCAACGUGACUUUCGCCUUGAACCCCAGUCUCUUCCGCUUCCAGUACUCCGACUCCUCGGCAGUGCAGUUGGGCUGCUCCGUGCUCGACCAAGCCUUUAUCCGCUACCUCGGCAUCAUCUUCGGGCCCGGGCCCUGGCUCUCCCGCCACCAACCAGGACUGAAGCAAACGAUGAAGAAUUCUUUGGAAGUCUUUGUGAAUGUCCCUGGAUGUGACCAGUUUCCAGAAAUGAAUUCUGUGGAGAAUUACACCUUGACCCUCAGUGAUCAACAGUUCAUCCUGAAAGCUCAUACUGUCUGGGGAGCUCUCAGAGGCCUAGAGACUUUUAGCCAGCUCAUUUGGAGAUCCGCAGAGGGCAUGUUCUAUGUCAAGCAGACUGAAAUUGUAGACUUUCCUCGAUUCCCUCACCGAGGCUUACUGCUGGACACGUCUCGUCAUUACCUCCCACUGCAGAGCAUCCUGGAGACACUGGAUGUCAUGGCAUAUAACAAAUUCAACGUCUUCCACUGGCACAUAGUUGAUGACCCUUCUUUUCCAUAUGAGAGUAUGACUUUCCCUGAGCUUAGUAGAAAGGGAUCCUACAACUCUGCCACUCACAUCUAUACAAUUGGGGAUGUAAAGAGGGUCAUUGAAUAUGCCCGAAUGCGAGGCAUCAGAGUCAUAUCAGAAUUUGACACACCUGGGCACACUUUGUCUUGGGGAAAAGGUAUUCCUGGGCUGCUGACUCCUUGCUACUCAGGCAGCACUCCUUCUGGCACUUUUGGUCCAGUAAAUCCCAUCCUCAACAGCACCUAUGAGUUCAUGGCUUCAUUCUUCCAGGAGAUCAGCUCAGUUUUCCCAGACUUUUACCUUCACCUUGGAGGGGAUGAGGUUGAUUUCACAUGUUGGCGAUCUAAUCCAGAUAUUAUGGCCUUCAUGAAGGAAAGAGGUUUUGACCGCUUUGAGAAAUUGGAAUCUUUCUACAUUCAAAAGCUACUGAACAUUGUGUCUUCCUAUAGAAAGGGCUACAUGGUGUGGCAGGAGGUGUUUGACAAUAAUGUGAAGCUGAACCCAGACACUGUGGUGCAUGUCUGGAAAGAAACGAACCCUUUCCCAUACACCUUGGAGAUGCAGAAUGUCACCAAGGCAGGGUUCCGUGCCUUGUUGUCUGCGCCCUGGUAUCUGAACCGUAUCUCCUACGGGCAGGACUGGCAGGAAAUCUACAUGGUGGAUCCCCUGGACUUUGAAGGCAGCCCUGAGCAGAAGUCUCUGGUGAUUGGGGGCGAAGCCUGCAUGUGGGGCGAAUACGUGGACGAGACAAAUCUGACCCCCAGACUCUGGCCCAGGGGAGGAGCUGUGGCAGAGAGGCUUUGGAGCAGCCAGUCCACGAGGGACUUGGAUUUGGCGUAUGACCGACUGGUCCACUUCCGGUGUGAGCUGCUCAGACGAGGUAUCCAAGCCCAGCCUCUCUUUGUAGGCUAUUGUGAGCAUGAAUAUUUCCAUAGAAUGGAGCAAAAUCAUCCUUGAACUCAUCCUGCAUGUGUUGAUCACUCAGGAAACUUGGGUCAUGUCAGGCUGGCUCUCUAGCUUAACCCAAGUGGUGAGCAAACCUCCAUGUGCAUCCCUGGGGACCCCCUGGUGGGGAGGGGGCUGGAGAUUGUGCUGUGAUUCAAGUCCAAUAAAGAAUUUUGUGACAAA